Molecule: messenger RNA, 3403 nt
Organism: Nelumbo nucifera (sacred lotus)
Lineage: Eukaryota; Viridiplantae; Streptophyta; Magnoliopsida; Proteales; Nelumbonaceae
Biological process (GO): autophagosome assembly; mitophagy
Cellular component (GO): intracellular membrane-bounded organelle; Cul4-RING E3 ubiquitin ligase complex
Molecular function (GO): protein binding; ubiquitin-like ligase-substrate adaptor activity
Source: RefSeq, a predicted model, not a curated record
CAAAACAGAAGCAAAAAUAAACCCCACCUCUCUCUCUCUCUCUGGUCUUUCUCCUUCCUCCAGUUCUCCUCCUCGAUGGGAAGAGCUUAGAAGAAAGAAAACAUGAAACCCUAGUAAAUUCUCUGUUGGCUUCUCUUUUCUUCUUCUCGUUCCAUCGACUGAGGCUGCCGAAAACCGACCAGAGUCGAAUUACAAUCCGAAGAAGCAGCGUCAGAAGAAGAGCAGAUAAGGAGAGAAACCCGUAAUUUAAAAAGAUCAAUGAUUGAUUUAAUGGGUUGUUUAUUUAGGUGGAAUAGCCCUUUGGUUGAAUAAGGAGCAUGAGGUUUAAAGAAAGAAAUGAUGAGGUCCUGGUUAGAUGAUGGAAAUGUGCCUUCAACAUCAGCCUUUUCCUCAUCACAGCCUGUAUUUCCCCAAGUUCCAGGCCAUUCUACCUCAUGUCACAGUGGUAGCAAUGUAUGUUGGUUGUUAGCACAGAGGGAGAUUUCUCCGCGUGCAAAACACUCAUCAAAAAAGCUAUGGGGAGAACCUUCUAAAUGCACCAGUGAUUCUUCUGGUCCAAAGCGUGAUGUGACAGAUGCAAGACAUGGUCUUAUUUCAUGGGUAGAGGCGGAAUCUUUACGGCAUUUAUCAGCCAACUAUUGCCCUCUGGUUCCGCCUCCAAGGUCAACUAUUGCAGCAGCGUUUAGUCCUGAUGGAAGAACACUUGCAUCUACACAUGGUGAUCAUACUGUAAAAAUAAUUGAUUGCCAAACUGGAAGAUGCUUAAAAGUGUUGACUGGUCAUCGACGUACACCUUGGGUGGUUAGGUUCCAUCCGCUGCACCCAGAAAUACUAGCAAGUGGAAGCUUGGAUCAUGAAGUUCGCCUCUGGGAUGCAAAUACUGCAGAGUGUAUAGGAUCACGUGAUUUUUACCGUCCUAUUGCUUCUAUUGCUUUCCAUGCUCAAGGAGAACUUCUUGCAGUAGCUUCAGGUCACAAGCUGUACAUAUGGCACUAUAAUCGGAGAGGAGAGACAUCUUCGCCAACCAUUGUACUAAAGACCCGGCGUUCGCUCCGUGCUGUCCAUUUUCAUCCACAUGCUGCUCCAUUUCUUUUAACUGCUGAGGUUAAUGACCUUGAUUCUCCAGACUCUCCAAUGACACUAGCAACAUCACCGGGUUACUUGCGCUAUCCUCCUCCUGCUGUACUUUUUGCAAAUGUUCAUUCUAAUGCACGACCUGUUUUGGAAGCUAAAGUACCCCUUAUGCCAUUCCCUUUCUUGUUUUGGCCUACUUUUGCAAGAGAUGAUGGGAGAAUAUCGCUUCUGCGUCCCAAUCGGGUGGUUGCUCCAACUAUGAGUCAACAGAGAGUUGAACCUUCUGCUUCAAUUCAUCUUCAGGGAGAUUCUAAUAUAGGAAGCCAGCAUGAAUAUUUGGUUUCUCCCAUGGAGAUGUCUCCGGUGGUCCCUUCUAGCUCACAUUCUGGACCAGAAGACACAGUUACUCACAACUUCUCAAGUGAAAUUGAAAAUGUGGUAUCUGACUCUGCUAUGGAUACUACAGAGACCACUGAAGUUGGGGCUUCUGUAGGGGGAAAUCAGCAGAGGAGCUCUCCUGUCCUAGAUACAUUAGAUGGUGCCAAUGAUGCACCAUCACUUAUUUUUCAAUCUGGUGGAACACCUAGCCGAAUUCCUACAAGGUCAGUUAGGUCUGGGGUGGAAGCCCCACCUAGUGUCCAUCCAUCAAGUGUUUCUGGCAAUUCAGGCCUUCAAAUGCUCUUAAGAAGUUCUGAGAUUGGGCAACUUGAUCGUCUUUUUCCCUACAGUGAUCCAACUUGUUGGGAGCUUCCUUUUCUGCAAGGAUGGUUAAUGGGCCAAAGCCAAGCCAACCUGCAUCCCAUGCUUCCUCUUAAUGAUGCUCCUCUUGAAAAUUUAUCUGGCUUUCAUGGAACAGCAUCUGAUUUAUUGGCAUCUGAUCUGCCUACUCGUCACUUGGAGGUGCCAGUGGCUUCCUCAGUAAUGCCAAGUAGUAUUAGCCAGUCUAGGGUGACUGGACGUUCUGGUUUGCGUCCACGUUCUUCACGCACCCGCUUAGUGGCCCCCAUUGGAUCUGGGGAGAGUGCUGCUUUUAUCAAUGUUGCUCGUGAUGAAAAUGAUUCACAACCUGUUGUUGGUAGAAUUGAAUCUGAACUUGCCACGUCACUGGCUGCAGUUGCAGCUGCAGAGUUGCCUUGCACAGUGAAGCUAAGAAUAUGGCCACAUGAUAUAAAAGAUCCUUGUGCCCAACUUGAUGCAGAAACGUGCCGCUUAACCAUACCACAUGCUGUCCUCUGUAGUGAAAUGGGUGCUCAUUUUUCACCAUGUGGGAGAUUUUUAGCAGCCUGUGUUGCAUGUGUGCUUCCUCAUAUGGAAGCCGAUGCUGUAUUACAAUCACAGGUGCAACAUGAUGUCCCAGGAACUGCAACAUCCCCAACACGCCACCCAAUUUCAGCUCAUCAAGUCAUGUAUGAGCUCCGCAUAUAUUCCCUUGAGGAGGCAACGUUUGGUGCGGUGCUUGCAUCACGGGCAAUUAGAGCUGCUCAUUGUCUGACCUCAAUUCAGUUCUCUCCUACAUCUGAGCAUAUAUUGCUGGCCUAUGGUCGACGCCAUAGCUCACUUCUUAGGAGCAUUGUCAUUGAUGGAGAGGCAUCGAUACCUAUUUACACAAUAUUGGAGGUUUACAGAGUUUCAGAUAUGGAGCUGGUGCGGGUUCUUCCUAGUGCAGAAGAUGAGGUUAAUGUUGCAUGUUUUCAUCCCUUAGUUGGAGGAGGUCUUGUUUAUGGAACUAAGGAAGGGAAGCUUAGGAUCCUUCAACAUGAUGGUUCACAUGGCACAAAUUGUACAGGACCAAAUUACUUUCUUGAUGAAAAUAUGCUUGAGGUCCAGACAUAUGCUUUGGAAUGUUGAAAACUAUUUAUCACCCCCUAUGGCUUCAGCAAUGCGUGUAAGACAUGAUAUAGUGAACCUUAUGCCUACUUCUGGGGAUCAAGAGUAGCUCAUGGCUGGUGGAGAUUUCCAAUUUGUAAACCCAAAACGAUUCUCAUGUUUCCUUGUCAAAAUGUAUGUAUGAUGCACCAAUAUUAAUUUCUGUAUCAGUUCAUGUCCUACCUAUCAACUGAUGCAUCAUGCAUCCAUGUAAUUUUCAAUCAGAGUUGCAUACUUGCAUGUGUACAAUUAUCAACGAAUGUACUCAUUUUGUUUCGGUUUUGUUGAAUAUGAUGAGGGCCAACAGAAUCACUAGUUUGUUUCUUGUUUCUUCUUUUUGGGUAAAGAAAUCAGUCUCACUUGCCUGUAUGGGAUUGUUGGUCUUCGCUACAGUUAUAUUCAUCUUUAUUCACUAUCAAUUUCAAUGGGCUGCGCUGGAUCUAUGCUGCACCCAUUGUUUCGA